Molecule: messenger RNA, 940 nt
Organism: Rubroshorea leprosula
Lineage: Eukaryota; Viridiplantae; Streptophyta; Magnoliopsida; Malvales; Dipterocarpaceae
Source: the annotation of a GenBank genome assembly
CGGUGGAAAGCUGGGUUCAUCGGAACCCAGCAGAUGAAACCCAGCAGCUGGGUUUCGACGAACCCAACAAGGCUGGGUUUCAACUAAACCCAGCCUUGCUGGGUUCGUCGAAACCCCCUUGAGAACUGUGACGCGAGCGACCUUGCCGAAGGUGGAGAAGAGGGUAUGGAGAUCGAAAUUGGUGAGGGCGUAGUCGAGAUUGGAAACGUAAAGGGUCGAUUUAGAAGGGGCCAAUCCUGCUGAGCCCUUGGAUUUGCUGUUGCUGUGGGUUCCAGUAGCAGUGGACGGCAGCUGCUGGGUUCAGUUGAAACCUAGCAAAAGCUGGGUUUCGGUUGAAACCCAGCCUCAACUUUGCUGGGUUUCAACUUUGCUGGGUUCGGCCAAUUCCAUGCGUCUAGCCAAAAAAUCCUUCUUCCAAUUUUUCGAUCUUCCCAUUCAUUACCCGUGAGCCCUUCAUCUCCUAAUUCUACCCACGAAGAAUCUAUAAUCACUUGCAAAUCUAGAUCGACUAAUUGUUCCGAACCCAGCUGGGUUCCUGGAACCCAGCUCCACAUUUUUUUUUUUUAUAUAUUUGUUGUUUGUUGCGAAGUGUUUAUGCAAAUUGCAGGUUGUGAGAGAUUUUUGAGAUGCUUUUGCUUCAUAUUUUUUAAUUAUUGUCUAAAUAAUUUUAAUGUACAAAAUGAAAAGAGCAUUGCUGGAACAUUGCUGGAACAUUGCUGGCGAUGGAAAGAACAGAAGCAGUGAUCAAUGGGUAAAAAAGCAAUUUUCAAUGGUUUCCAUUUGCUUGGUUAGGUUAGAAAAUUAUAUAGUUUGGGUGUUUGAGUGUUUGAAUGAUGAAAAAAUGGUUUAAUCAGUGUUUUGGAAUAGAUGUUUGGUCGUGGAAUAGAUGUUUGGUUGGUGAGAAAAUUGUAAUGUUUAUGAAGAAAAUUUGCAGAGAAAA